AUGUCUAUUCUCAUGCUACACUCCGUGCCUUCAUUCCCACUUGCUUCUCCACCGCCCCUCUACAUCUCCUCACUCUCCCCUUUCGUCCUCCUCGAUUCCAUUGCCCUGCCCUUCCACUCCUCCCCCCCCCCUCUUUCACCCCUCCCCUCUCGCCCCCUACCCCUAACCUCCUCUCCAAAUGGGUGUGUUUGGCUGCGGCAGCGCAUGCAAGUGGCAUGGGCGGUCAUAUCAGCACAGCGGAGGCCCCCCUCUCCCCUUUAUCCUCCUGUCCUCGGAAGUUCAUGGGAAUGUGCUGUGGCAGAAGAUGCAGGUGGCAUGGGCGGUCAUAUCAGCAUAGCAGCGGAUGGAGGUGGCAUGGGCGGUCAUAUCGGCACAGACAGUACACUAGGAGAGGGAGCACUCUCAUGCUCGCAGCUAGUGGCUCUCGUGCCCCAACUGCUGAAGGGAAGAGGAAGCAGGAGACAGAAGAAAGUAUGGGGAGAGGGAGGUGGAAGAGGAGGGAAGGUGAAAGGAGGAAAGGGAGGCGAGGGUGCAGGGGGAGGAGAGGGAGGGGAGGAGCACCAGAAUGUAGGGGAGGUGGAGGGUGGGGUGAGCAUGGAGGUGAAUCGGGUGGCAGGGGAUGAUGCCAUGGGGGAGGGUGAUAGAGGGGCAUGA
Molecule: messenger RNA, 654 nt
Organism: Closterium sp. NIES-65
Lineage: Eukaryota; Viridiplantae; Streptophyta; Zygnematophyceae; Desmidiales; Closteriaceae
Source: the annotation of a GenBank genome assembly